This is a messenger RNA of Colletotrichum graminicola M1.001, 501 nucleotides long. Its product is annotated as chitin deacetylase 1. Bases 1 to 501 code for a protein of 166 amino acids. The record is from RefSeq and is a predicted model, not a curated record. Gene Ontology annotation, biological process: carbohydrate metabolic process. NCBI's taxonomy places the organism in Eukaryota, Fungi, Ascomycota, Sordariomycetes, Glomerellales, Glomerellaceae. The transcript has a single exon.
AUGCCAGUUGGCGCCUACUUCGGCCGCGGAACGCCCAACACACCAUAUUUGUUCCCGGAGGUUUGGAAGAGCCUUGGUGGCGAAUUCCUGUGGUCUUCGGAAUGCUACAACGACGACGUCCCUUAUUGGCUCGACUUGCCUUGGGAGAAAGACUUGCCAGAGGACAAGAGGGAGGGGAUGCUUUUUAUCCCUUACAACUAUGAUUGUAACGACGGAAAGUUUCAUAUGUCGCCAGGAUUCGGCAGCUCCGUGGCCGAAACAUACGAGCAGUACUUGAGGAACACUUUCGACUGCCUCUACCGAGAAGGAGGCAAAAUGAUGAACAUUCCUUUACAUACGCGCGUUAUAGGUAAGCCAGGCAGAUCGGAGGCGUUGAGGAAGUUCAUGAAGUACGUUGCGGAAAAGGAAGGUGUAUGGGUUACGACGAGACGAGCCAUUGCGAAGCAUAUGAGAUCCCACUUCCCAUACAAACCUAACAGAGAGUGGAUGAGGGGCGCAUGA